Messenger RNA from Galeopterus variegatus (Sunda flying lemur), 793 nucleotides. It is a transcript of the gene TTC29, whose product is annotated as tetratricopeptide repeat domain 29. Gene Ontology annotation, molecular function: protein binding. The transcript is spliced from 6 exons. The coding region runs from base 1 to 711 and encodes 236 amino acids. Lineage: Eukaryota; Metazoa; Chordata; Mammalia; Dermoptera; Cynocephalidae. The record is from RefSeq and is a predicted model, not a curated record.
AUGGCACACUGGUGUGGAAAGGGAACCAUCAAUAGUGAAACAUCUACCUGUAAUUUCUUAGCCACCUACCCUCCUAUCCAUGAACUAAAGAAUCACCCCUCUCAGAUAAAAUUGGGCACUUCUGUUUGUUACCAUACACUUCAGGGCCCAACGUGGCCAGGAGCAUGGGCCCUUAACACAUACAGCAAAAUCUCAGCAGACCUGGAUGAUGAUCUCAGCCUGGGGAGAGCCUAUGAAGCAAUAGCCAAGGUCCUGCAGAGCCAAGGAGAGAUGACAGAAGCAAUUACAUACUUGAAAAAAGUUGUGAGCAUUACAAAAGACAAUUUUCAAAGCCUAGAUAUUGUGAGAUCAAGUACAAUGCUUGGGGACAUAUACAAUAAAAAAGGAGACUACAGCAAAGCUUCUGAAUACUUUCAAGAAGCUUUUGAUGCAACAGUGGAGCUAAUGAACAUGCCUCUGAUGGAUGAAACAAAAGUUCAUUAUGGAAUAGCAAAAGCUCAUGACAUGAUGCUGAUGGUGAACAACUGUAUAGAAUCUGCAAAUCUCACCAGCCUCCAGAGCCUGCUGUCAUGGAAGGAGAAUAGGAGUAACAUUGGUCCUUAUCUGACUAUUGGGGAGUCUGGAAGAUCUGCAAUGGAAAAUUUAUCUCAAAACUCAGAAUAUUUACAUGAACUCCAUCGAUUUCCAGAUAAUCAAAAAAAUGAUAAUUAAGCAGCUUUUGGCUCAACAUCAAAGCAAGAAGAAAUUUACCGUGUCACCUCAGAGAUUGAUACCUGUAAUCGGAGCAUGUUAC